AUGUCACCAAAUAAUAUAUUAAUAAAUUCAACUAAUUAUUCUUCCUUAUUUAUUUCUUCUUCCUCUCCUUCUCCAUUCUUGCCAACACCUCCAUCUAAUAAUAAUUUAGAUAAUCCACCAUCCCAACAUGUUAUUCAACGCUCAACUGCCGAAAUUGUUGAAAUUCUCAUGUAUUCAUUGUGCCUUUGUAUUGGCGGCCCUUUAAAUUUAUUUUCAUUUCGCCGUCUUAUUUCACAAAUUAGACGCCCUUCCCGUCAACAACAACAAUUUGGUUCCCAACUUCUUUUGCUCAAAUUAAAUUUAAAUAUUGCUGAUUUAAUUACAAUGUUUGUCUACACACUUUCACAAAUUAUUUGGAUGAUUACCUUUCAAUGGCAUUUUGGAGAUUUUUUGUGUAGAAUUAUUAAAUUCUUCCACACAUUUUCUUUUUAUUUAAAUUCUUUUAUUGUUGCCUGUUUUGCUAUUGACAGAUUUUUUGGAACAAGAAAUUUAAAUUCCCCAAUUGCUUCUAAUGUUGCACAAAAAAGAAUUAAAAAAAUGUUAAUUUUUGCUUGGACUUGGGCUACUUUACUUAGUAUUCCACAAUUUUUUAUUUUUAGAGUUUUUGAACCUUUGGAACUUAAAAAUUUUAAACAAUGUACACCAAUUUGGACAAUUAUCGGUUAUGAAUUAGAUUUAAAAAUGGGGACAUUAAAUGAAUCUGAUAUUGAAGGGAAAUUAAAAAUAUUUCAAAAAUUUUCUCAAGUUGUUGCUUGGGAACGUUUUUAUAAUAUGGCACAUUUAUUAUUUCUUUUUUGGAUUCCUUCUUUAUUAAUUGCAGCUUCAUAUACAGCAAUAUUAAUUACUUUAAAUUCACUUUCUGUUGUUCCAGAAAAAAUAAUAACAACAAAAAAUCUUUUAAAUAAUCAACAACAACAAAAAGAAAAUUCUAAUUAUUUAUUAAAUAAAAAAGAAAAUAUUAAAUUAAUUUCUUUAAAAGAAAAUAAAAAAGAAAUAAAUGAUUGGGAUAAUAAUAAUUCUUUAACUAAAUGUGAAACAAUUAAUAGUAAUAAUAAUACAAGAAUUGGAUUAAUUGCUCCUUUAACUAUUGCUAAAGCUAGACAAAAUGCAAAACGUCAAGCAGCUCUAAUUUUGGCAGCUUAUUUAACUUUUUGGUCUCCCUAUAAUUUACUAGCUAUUUGCAAUGCUUGGGCACAAAAAGACGGAACAAUUAGACAAAUAUCAACAAUUACUUUACCCUUUUUAAAUGGGUUAAUUGUUGUUAACCCGAUAGUUAAUCCGUUAAUUUAUGGAGUUUUUGAUAAAUAUAAAUUGUGUUUUACAAGAAAAUAAAUAUUUUUUUAAAUAUAGUUUUUUUAAUUUAAAUAAAUAGAUAAAUAAAUAAUCGAAAAUCUCGUUAAAAUAUUUUCAAUAAUUGUUUUGUUAAAAGUUUAUUAAAUUUAAUUGGUUAUUAUUAUUCCGGGCAAAUCCCUUAUUUUUUUUAGUUGAAAGGGGGGGGGGGGUAUCUCCAAUUUUAUGUCGAUGCAUCUGGGUAUUUUUACUCAUGUGAAGAGCACUGAUUUAAUUAGCUAUGGAUUGAAUAGGUUUUUGUAUAUGUAUAAGAA
This is a messenger RNA of Meloidogyne enterolobii, 1604 nucleotides long. NCBI's taxonomy places the organism in Eukaryota, Metazoa, Nematoda, Chromadorea, Rhabditida, Meloidogynidae. The record is from the annotation of a GenBank genome assembly.